AGUACACACCAAAUGGAAGGAACAGCUACAUGCACUGUGUGCAACAAAGUUUAUCGAAUGCCAAAGCCCUCGGAAACAAUUCAUUGCACAGAAUGCAAUGCCGUUACAAGAAUAAGCAGAUCGUCAAGUGGAAGCGGCCUAGGACUUCGUUUCAUAGAGUCAGUACUAAAUUCAAAGCCUAAUCUUCUGCCAUAUAGAAAUUCUGGAAAAGAUCAUAAGGGACGUCAGAAGAAUAAGCAGCAAUCAAGCAGUAGUUCUUCUAGUAACACUGCAAGCCCAAUUACUGGCGAUUCUUCUUCCCUAGAUAUUUAUAAGCCAUCUCCUGCAGAGGCCAUAUCCGGAAGAAAGAGAGCACUUCUUUGUGGAGUCACUUACCGGAACAAGAAUUACAGCCUCAGCGGAACUAUCAAUGAUGUGAGAAGCAUAAAAAACUUGUUGAUUCAGCGCUUUGGUUAUCCUGAGGAGUGUAUUCGCGUCCUCACAGAAGAAGAGAACGGAAAUGAUUUAACUACUCCAACGAAGAAGAAUAUAGAAGACUCCUUAAAAUGGCUUGUGGAGGGUUCAGAGUCUGGAGACUCAUUGGUGUUCUUCUUCUCUGGACAUGGCUUACGACAACCUGAUUUCAAAAACGAUGAGCUUGAUGGGUUUGAUGAAACUAUCUGUCCGGUUGAUUUUAUAGAACAAGGUAUGAUCGUAGACAACGACAUAAAUUCCACCAUUGUGCGUCCGCUAAAGGAGGGUGUCACACUUCAUGCAAUUGUGGAUGCUUGUCAUAGUGGAACCGUUCUUGAUUUAGAGUACACAUACGACCUACAAAAUAAGCGUUGGAAAGACAACAAACCUCCCUCAAAAGCAGAAAAAGGUACAAGCGGAGGAUUGGCAAUUUGUCUGAGUGCUUGUGGAGAUGAUCAGAUGGCUGCCGAUACCAAUGCUUUGACGUCCAAAAAGGAAAUGACUGGAGCAAUGACCGCUAUUUUGAUCCAAAUGGUUGAGAAGGAACCUGAAAUAACAUACGAAGUUCUACUCAACAAAAUGCAUGGCUUUAUCCAACAGUUUAACAAGAAAAGAUUCCUGAUCAAUAAUAGGUUCUUAAAGAAACUUUUUCAUUGCAGAAAAAUAGAGGAACCUCUGCUAUCAUCGUCUCAGGAAUUCGAGGUUUCCUCGAGGAAAUUUUUGCGGUAAAUCAUGUAUAUAUGCCAUGAUCAUUAAAAUUUGGGUACCCAAAAAAAAAAGGAGUAUAUGCAUGUGGUCAUUGCAAUUACAUGCUCCAUCAAACCACAGACUGGUGCAAGCUUUUCAUCAAUAUCGAUCAUCGAUGUCGCUUGUUAAU
Messenger RNA from Juglans regia (Persian walnut), 1330 nucleotides. RefSeq names its product metacaspase-3-like. The coding region runs from base 13 to 1182 and encodes 389 amino acids. The record is from RefSeq and is a predicted model, not a curated record. Lineage: Eukaryota; Viridiplantae; Streptophyta; Magnoliopsida; Fagales; Juglandaceae. Gene Ontology annotation, biological process: proteolysis. Gene Ontology annotation, molecular function: cysteine-type endopeptidase activity. The transcript is spliced from 5 exons.